This is a messenger RNA of Ipomoea nil (Japanese morning glory), 1649 nucleotides long. RefSeq names its product glucan endo-1,3-beta-glucosidase. The coding region runs from base 152 to 1519 and encodes 455 amino acids. The transcript is spliced from 4 exons. Lineage: Eukaryota; Viridiplantae; Streptophyta; Magnoliopsida; Solanales; Convolvulaceae. Gene Ontology annotation, cellular component: plasma membrane. The record is from RefSeq and is a predicted model, not a curated record. Gene Ontology annotation, biological process: carbohydrate metabolic process. Gene Ontology annotation, molecular function: hydrolase activity, hydrolyzing O-glycosyl compounds.
GCUCACUACACACUCCAAGCUAAAGAUGGAAUUGCAAGAAAAGCAUCUAUUAUCAGAUGAGAUGAUAUGAGAUAUGCCUUUCUUUACCCUUAGGCCUUAGCAAAUCAUCCAAAGAAUUGGAUCGGAUCUCCCUAACUUCACAAACAGACCAAUGGAGAAAUUCCCUUCUCUCAUCUACACAUUCCUCCUCCUUCUACCACCAUUUUACAUCAAAGGAAGUGAAGGGAUAAUCGGAGUGAACUAUGGCACGGUGGCGAACAACCUUCCUCCGCCGCCACAGGUGGCGCGUUUCCUCACCGAGUCCACCAUCAUCAACCGCGUGAGGCUCUUCGACACCAACCCCGACAUCCUCAAAGCCUUCGCUCACACCGGCGUAGCCGUCACGGUCACGAUCCCCAACGACCAAAUCCCACGUCUCACAAAAUACACCUACGCCCAACAAUGGAUCAAACUCAAUAUCCUCCCUUACGUCCCCGCCACCACCAUCGUACGAAUCUUGGUCGGCAACGAGGUUAUCUCCACCGCCAACAAGCUCUUGAUCGCCAACCUCGUCCCGGCCAUGCAGGCGCUCCACUCCGCCCUGGCGGCGGAGUCCCUCCACCGCCACAUUCAGAUAUCUACCCCGCAUUCUCUGGGCAUUCUCUCCAACUCCAGCCCGCCGUCCACCGGGAAAUUCCGGCCGGGGUACGACACCCACGUUAUAAAGCCAUUGUUGGGGUUUCUUAGAGCUACGAACUCGCCGUUCAUGGUUAAUCCCUACCCUUUCUUCGGCAGCUCCGAGGACACUCUGGAUUUCGCCCUGUUCCGGUUGAAUUCAGGGGCGUUCGAUGAAAACACGAAGCUUACGUACAAGAACAUGCUGGAUGGGCAGCUAGACGGGGUUUAUUCUGCCAUGAAAGUUCUUGGGUUUGAGGAUGUUGAUCUGGUGAUCGCUGAAACAGGGUGGCCGUCGAAGGGGGACCCCGGGCAGGCCGGAGUUGACGCCGACAGCGCCGCCGAGUACAACCGGAAGUUGAUGAAACAUGUGACGUCAGGAAUCGGGACGCCCCUGAUGCCCAACAGGACCUUUGAGACGUACAUUUUCGCGUUGUUUAACGAGGACUUGAAACCUGGCCCGACUUGCGAGAGAAACUUCGGGCUUUUCCAGCCCGAUAUGACGCCUGUCUACGACAUCGGCAUCCUCCGGCGAACGGCAAGUGGAACGUUCCCUUCGCACCCACGGGCCGGGCCGCCCAGCCCGUCAGCCGCCCCCGCGAGGAAGAAAUGGUGCCUCCCCAAAUCCGGAGCGGAUGAGGAGGCGCUGCAGAGAAAUAUUGAUUAUGUGUGCGGGCUGGGCUUGAAUUGCGACCCGAUUCAGAAGGGCGGCGCGUGCUUUCUACCCAACACUGUUCGGGCUCAUGCGGCGUAUGCCAUGAAUGCAUACUAUCAAGGCGCAGGAAGACACGAUUUUGACUGUGAUUUUCAGCAGACCGGAACACUCGCUUCUAAAAAUCCAAGCUAUGCAAAGUGCAAAUAUUGACAAGAGAUGGUGAAGAAAGGAAGAACGUUAACUAAUAGAGAAACUUAAGUAGAUGUUGAACAAGACUGCAAGAGCCUUGUUUUUACAUAAAAUUUGUAAUUUUCCUUUUUUCCCUUAAAAUAUAAUAAUA